This is a messenger RNA of Phymastichus coffea, 5755 nucleotides long. RefSeq names its product laminin subunit beta-1 (gene LanB1). The transcript has 17 exons. NCBI's taxonomy places the organism in Eukaryota, Metazoa, Arthropoda, Insecta, Hymenoptera, Eulophidae. Gene Ontology annotation, cellular component: laminin trimer. Bases 223 to 5613 code for a protein of 1796 amino acids. The record is from RefSeq and is a predicted model, not a curated record. Gene Ontology annotation, biological process: substrate adhesion-dependent cell spreading; cell migration; basement membrane assembly.
CAGCUCGCUGGCGCUGGAUGCUGCUGCUCUCUCUCUCUUUCUCAGACGCGACAGACAAUCCAAAGAGGCCGCGAGGAGAGAAAAAAAAAAGAACGACGAAGAGAGCCAGUUACGGUUUUGCAGAUAAGAAUGGAGUUGAGCGACUAAAGCGGUGGCAGCAUCUACGGUGAAAAGAGAGUGAAUCGGCUGCAAAGACACAGGCGCACGCAUACAGCCACCACGAUGACUCGGUCUAACCUGGCCCUCAACCUCUUCGCUUCAAUUCUGUUCGUCUGUCUCGCAGGCCUCGUCGGUUCAGCCGGAGGACAGGCACGAGAUUAUGGCAGGAACUACACUCGAGUGCCGGGACGAGGCAUGCAGAUCAAGCGGCCACACCCGUGCGAGCAGGGCUCCUGUUACCCGGCCACGGGUAACCUGCUGAUCGGCAGGAGCAAGGCGCUCUACGCAUCGUCGACUUGUGGACUGCGAGAGCCCGAGCGCUACUGCAUCAUCUCGCACCUGAAGGACCGCAAGAAGUGCUUCUUCUGCGACGCGCGCAAUCCGCGACACCAGCACGACAUCACCAACAUCGUCAGCGGAACGCCGCACCGCACCUGGUGGCAAGCCGAGAACGGCAAAGAGGACGUGUACAUUCAGUUCGACCUGGAGGCCGAGUUCCACUUCACUCACAUCAUCAUUCACUUUCAAACGUUCAGGCCUGCGGCCAUGGUCCUCGAGAGGUCCUACGACUUCGGCCAGACUUGGCAGGUUUAUCGUUACUUUGCGCACGACUGCGCCUCGGCGUUCCCCGGUGUGCCGACUCACCAGCCGCAGAAGCUCAGCGACGUCGUGUGCGACUCGCGAUACUCGCACGUCGAGCCUUCCACGGACGGCGAGGUGAUCUUCAGUCUCGAGGAACUUGAGAAAACAGUGUUGCCGAGCAAUCUGAAAAUCGACAAUCCAUACUCGAAGGAAGUGCAGAAUCUGCUGAAGAUCACGAACCUGCGCAUAAACUUCACGAUGCAGCACCGCUUGGGCGACGAGAAACUCGACAAUCGUCCCGAAAUCAACGAGAAAUACUAUUACGCCAUCAAAGACAUGUUCAUUCGCGGCUCUUGCUCGUGUUACGGGCAUGCGUCUCGCUGUCUGCCCAUCAACGACUGGGUCGACGAGGAGGAGAUGGUCCACGGCAGGUGCAACUGCACUCACAACACCAAGGGACGCAACUGCGAGCAGUGCCAGGAAUUCUACAACGACCUGCCCUGGAAACCGGCCGUGGGCAAGCAGACCAACGCCUGCAGGAAGUGCAACUGCAACGAGCACAGCCAGAGCUGCCACUUCGACGAGGCCGUGUACGAGAGGAGCGGCCGCGUCUCCGGCGGCGUCUGCGACGACUGCCAGCACAACACCAUGGGCCAGAACUGCGAGCUCUGCAAGCCCUUCUUCUAUCACGAGCCCUCCAGGGACAUCACCGACUACCAAGCUUGCCAACCUUGCGACUGCGAUCCGAGGGGCUCGCUGGACGAAGGCAUCUGCGACGCUCGCACCGACCCGCUGAGCGGCGACGAGUCCGGACGCUGCCACUGCAAGACCAACGUCGAAGGUAGGCGCUGCGAUCGCUGCAAGAACGGAUUCUGGAACUUCACCGAGCUCAAUCCUGAUGGAUGCCAAGCGUGCACCUGCAACACUCUGGGCACGAUAAACAAUCAGGGCUGCAACAUGAUGAGCGGCGAGUGUACGUGCAAGCGUUACGUCACCGGUCGCGACUGCAACCAAUGUCUGCCGGAAUUCUGGGGUCUGUCGGACGAGACGGAGGGCUGCAAAGCUUGCGACUGCGACCCGGGCGGCUCCUACGACAAUAACUGCGACGUCGAGACCGGGCAAUGUCGCUGUAGACCACACGUCGGUGGCCGUACAUGCAGCAAUCCCGAGCAGAGUUACUACACCGGCUCGAUCGAUUAUCUGAUCUACGAAGGCGAGCACGCCAGAGGCUCCGACAACUGCCAAGUGGUCAUUCGCGAGCCGUACCGCGACGGUCGCAACAGCACGUGGACCGGACUGGGCUUCAUGCAGGUGAUCGAGGGUUCGGUAUUGAACUUCACCAUCGACGACGUGCGACGCUCGAUGUGGUACGACAUAAUAGUGCGCUACGAGCCUAAAUAUCCCGGAGUCUGGGAGGACGCUCGGAUUGUGCUCGAACGCGACGGACCGCCGAGCCCCGAUGGCCCAUGCGGCAGCGACUGGCAGCCGGAAAACGACCGACUCGUGGUGCCGCUGCCCGCCAACCAGAGGAGUUCCGUGGCCAUGCCGUCGGUUUGCCUGGAAGCCGACAAGAUUUACACGGUGCUGCUCGAGAUCAGGAGGUUCAGCGGACCCGGCGACUCGUCCAUGGCUUCGAUUCUCAUCGACUCGAUCGUCCUCAGUCCAAGAAUAGACUCCAUUCCAUUCUUUACCGGGGGUCCUGGAGAAAUUCGCCGUCAGGAGUACGAACGAUUCCGUUGCGCCGAUUACUACAACAACGUCUACGACUACUACAGCAUCUACGAGAACAGAAGCGACAUCCGCGAGAUCUGCUCCAAGUACCAGAACAGCGUGGGUCUCUACGUCUACGACGGCGCUCAUUCUUGCGAGUGCAACCCGACGGGCUCGCACAGUUUGCUCUGCGAGAAGUACGGUGGCACGUGUCAGUGCAAGCCCUACGUGGUCGGUCGUCGCUGCGACCGCUGCGCUCCGGGCACGUACGGCUUCGGACCGGAAGGUUGCAUACCUUGCGACUGCGACGGCAUCGGAGCCUUGGACAACUUCUGCGACGUCGUCACGGGCAGAUGCAAGUGUCGGCCCAACACCUACGGUCGCUCUUGCGGCCAGUGCGAGCCUGGCUUCUGGAACUUCCCGCACUGCAUGCGUUGCGAGUGCAACGGUCACGCCGACAACUGCGACUCGGCUACCGGCGCUUGCCUCGAAUGCAGAGACUCGACCACUGGGCACAACUGCGAGAGGUGCGUCGACGCCUUCUACGGCGAUCCCCGAAUCGGCGUGGACAUCCCUUGCCGGGCUUGUCCCUGUCCAGGAACGCUGGAGAGUGGACACGCCUACGCGGACAGUUGCUCGCUCGACCCGAUAUCCCAGGACGUGGUGUGCGACUGCUACCAAGGCUACGCAGGGCCGCGCUGCGACGUGUGCGCCGACAACCACUUCGGCAACCCCGAGGUGGCGGGCGGCAAGUGCCGGCAGUGCGACUGCAGCGGCAACAUCGACGUCGCUCGGCCGGGCAACUGCGACGCGAGGACCGGUCACUGCUUGCAGUGCCUGUACAACACCGCCGGGGCCAAUUGCGAAGUCUGCCAGCCGAAUUAUUACGGCGACGCGCUGAUGAAAACUUGCCAGGAGUGCGGCUGCAACAUCUUGGGCACGGACUCGAGCGCCGGGUCCUGCAAUCACAGAACCGGACAGUGCCCCUGCCUGCCGCACGUGAUCGGCCAGGUGUGCGACACUUGCGAGGAUUAUCACUGGAGGAUCGCCAGUGGGCAGGGCUGCGACCCGUGCGAGUGCGACGUCGUCGGGAGCGUCUCCGACAGGUGCAACCCUUACGACGGCACGUGCGAAUGCAAGCCGGGCUUCGGGGGUCGCCGCUGCAACGAGUGCCAGGCCAACUACUACGGCAACCCGAACGUGCAGUGCCACCCGUGCGAGUGCGACGAGAUCGGCUCGGCGAGCCUGCAGUGCGACCGCAACACCGGCGCGUGCGUUUGCCACGAGGGCAUUGGCGGCGACAAGUGCGACCAGUGCGACCGCAGCUACAUCGGCGUCGCGCCGAGCUGCUCGCCCUGCGGCGAGUGCUUCGACAAUUGGGACGGCAUCCUCGACGGCCUGAGGAACAAGACCGCGUUCGUCAUCGACGAAGCCUCCAACAUUCAGAAGGUCGGCACCACGGGCAUCUACAGCCAGGAGUUCGACGAGAUCGACAGCGCCAUUGCUCAGGUGAACGCCGUGAUCGAGAGCUCCUCGGUGAAGAAUCAAGAUCUCGAGGAGGUGAACCAGCUGGAAGCGAGACUGGCAAAGGACAUCGACCAUUCGUCGAUGAUCCUGGACGACUUGACCGACCAGCUGGAGAACGUCUCGGGACGAGUGACGCUGGCCGACGAGGCGCUGAAGCGUCUGAAGAACCGCACCGACGUUCUCCACGAGGACGCCGGCAAGCUGCGCGAGUCGGCCAAUCGCCUGCAGGAAGCCAACGUUCAGGGCGCGUUGAACAUCACGCAGCAGAUGGCCGACCAGUCGAAGAUGGCAGAGCGCAUGGCCGCGGACACGGGCAACGUGCUGCUCGACGCGGAGAGAUACAAGAAGAACACGGAGAACCUGAUCGCCAAGAGCAGCGCCAGUGUCGACGAGAAUAGGCUGAGGAAUCAGCAGUCUCUGGACUCCUUGAACGCCCACCUGGACGAGUUGAAGGGCCACGUGCCGCAGCUCAACCAGGACAUGUGCGGUCGCAACGUGUCGGACUGCAGCGACGUCUGCGGCGGUGCUGGCUGCGGACACUGCGGCGGUCUGUCCUGCGACGCCGGUGCGCUCACCAAGGCCAGCCAAGCGCUCGACGUCGCCAAGCAGCAGGCCUCCAAGAUCAAGAGCCACCAGGAGGAGGCCGAGCAGCUGCUUCGCAACAUGAACCGGCUGAGAGACAGCUCCACCGGGGCGCGCGGCAACGCCCAAGAGGCAUUCGAUCUGGCCUCCCAAGCGCGCAACCAGUCGGACAAGCUCACCGAGGACCUGUCGGACGUCAACAAGAAGAUCUUCGAUUUGCUGAGAGCCGAGCAACCGACGCCUGCGGAGGUGCGCGACCUCGCCAGGGAGGUGCUCAACAAGAGUAUCACGCUCACCCCGGAGGAGAUCAAGGAUCUAGCCGACAAAAUCGCCGAGAUCGUCGGAUCCCUCAGCGACCCCGAGCGCAUCCUCAGCGAGACGUCGAACGAUCUGCAGCUGGCCAAUGACCUCAGAGACAGAGCCAAUUGGACGAGGGCGAUGGCCGAGGAGAAGGAGGCGUUGGCCGGCAAGGUCAUCGAAUUGCUGAGGGAGACGCAGGAGUCGCAAGAGUUGGCUCAGGAGGCUAUCAGCAAGGCCGAGAACGACAUUGAAUUGUCGCAGAAGGACCUCGACGAGAUCUCGCAGAUCACGAAGGACGCCAAGGGGAAGGCCAACGACACUGCCAAUUCGGUCAAUGAGUUGGAGACAAGAUUGAAACAUCUGCAGACGGAAUCGGUCAAGAACGACUUCAUGAUCAAGCAGGAGAUUCAACUGCAAGCCAGUAACAUCUCCGACGAAGCUAAGAAGGUUCAAUCGCAAGCUGAAAGUCUUGGCGAACAGUACAAGCAGGUCGCCGAGUCGCUGAACCAACGCGUAAGCAAGAGCAAGAACGACAUCAUUCGCGCCAAAGAGUUGCUUCAGCGAGCCAGCGAGUUGACCGCUGACACGCAGUCCAAAUUCAAAGACCUUGAGGGUAUGGAGAGCGUUUACAAGGACAACGACAAUUUGCUGCGCGAACUUAUGAGAGACGUUGACAAGCUCAACGACCAGAUGGACAAGGAACUUGCCGAGUUCGAAGCCAAGGCCCAACUUUACCGGCAAUGUAUGCAGUAGGCGUAGUAUUCAUUCAUCAUCGCAAACGCAUCACCUUCUUUUUUGUCUCUCUCUCUCUCUCUCUCUCUCUCUCUCUCUCUCUCUCUCUCUCUCUCUCUCUCUCUCUCUCUCUCUCUCUCUCUCUCUCUCUCUCUCUCUGUAU